UAUAAAUGUUAGUUGCACUGUUAUAUUUGUUUUAAAAAAGUAACAGAAAUAGAAACAAUUAUUUACUGUAACAUUGCUUAACAUUUAUUUAUUGUGUUUAUAAAUGGAAGAUAGAAACGACGUUUCUCCUGGAAACGGACGUCUAGGUUUUAUUUGGAGAGAUUUUCGAGAUUACACAUCACUCCAUGGAGUAAAUUAUGUGCGACGGAAUAGUACAUAUAGAUGUCGAUGGUUGGUUUGGACAGUAAGCAUUCUUGUUGUGGUUAGUUUCAUCUGUGUUAAUGUGUUCCGGUUACACAGAAAAAGCAUGAAUUAUUCAACAAAGACGUCUAAUAAGAUUGUAAUGAUUCCAAGUGUUCCAUUUCCUGCUGUUACGAUUUGUAAUAUAUCUGAAAAUCAACUUCAAGACAUACAAGUAGAUGAUGUGAAUGACUUGGACAGUCAUCACCAUCUGGAUAAGCAUUCCGUUAUUGAAAAUAAUAAUUCUGAUAGUUCGAAUUCAUCGGACUACGAUAAAGAUGAUACACGGCAUUUGAACAAUUAUUCAUUAUCAGAUUUUUUUAUGUUUUGCUCGCAUAACAGAAAAAUGAUACAAUGUGAAAACUAUAUUGUCCCAAAGAUAACACAAUUAGGAUUGUGUUACACAUUUAACAGUUAUCAAUAUUCUCAAAAUAACGGACAGAUGUAUGUCGAAACCACUGGCACUCAAACAGCCUUGACUUUUAAUAUGAAAUUGAACCAGCACCAUUCAGAUCAAGGAGUUGGGAUUAGAAUAGUAUUACAUGAGCCUGGCGAGGAACCGGAUGUUCUAAAUAAAGGUUUUAACAUAGCAGAAGGAUUUUCCUCGUACGUUUCAAUAAGCAUGACAAAGUAUGAAUAUUUACCGUCACCCUACAGCAUAAGUGAUAACCAGCAUUGUAUUAUCACUAAAACAUCAGACUUUGUUAGUCCUCUGCAGUUUUACCCCAAAUACAGCUAUAGCGCAUGUUUAAUGGAAUGUAGAAGGAAUUUUAUUAUACAAAUCUGUACUUGUAGAAGUGUGUUUGAUCCAGGAAGUGAACCAGUUUGUACAACUUCACAGUCAAUUGGCUGUUAUAGUCAAGCCAGUCUUGAUUUUGAUAUUCAAUACAAAGCAACAAAACAAUGUAACUGUCAGCAGCCGUGUGAAUUUGUAGAAUAUCAGUACAGUAUAUCUUCUGCUAUAAGUCCCGCCAGGAUAUACUUACCAUAUUUAAGACCAGUAUAUCAGGAUCAAAAUUUUACUGGAAGGAACUACCUUGAGGUUAGACUUUUCUUUGACUCUUUGAGCUAUACAUUAGUUGAAUCGUUUCCAGAGUAUUCAAGGAUUGAAGUUAUUGGAAUACUUGGUGGCAUGAUGGCAUUAUUUUUAGGCGCUAGUUUGCUAACUUUGGCAGAGGUAGCUGAACUGUUUAUAAUGUGUUCUGUCAUUGGUUUAAAGAAUUAUGUCAAAGAUAUCAGAAGUAAAAUAGCAAAUAGACGCUGAAAUAACAAUUCAAACAUUAAGUAUUGAUGUAUUUCUGUAUUUAAAAGAUUUGUGUAAAUGCUUGAAUAAAAUUUAGUAUAUG
This is a messenger RNA of Mytilus californianus (California mussel), 1586 nucleotides long. Its product is annotated as acid-sensing ion channel 1A-like. Gene Ontology annotation, biological process: sodium ion transmembrane transport. The transcript is spliced from 8 exons. The record is from RefSeq and is a predicted model, not a curated record. The coding region runs from base 104 to 1504 and encodes 466 amino acids. NCBI's taxonomy places the organism in Eukaryota, Metazoa, Mollusca, Bivalvia, Mytilida, Mytilidae. Gene Ontology annotation, molecular function: ligand-gated sodium channel activity. Gene Ontology annotation, cellular component: membrane.